AUGGACUUACCCAAGCUCUCGCCUCUGCAGUCGAGGCUGUUAGCUUUCGCGAUCACAACAUGUCUCGUUGUUGUGAUCUGGAUAUGCUUCCAACCAAAUUACUUCGCAUACGCUGCCGAGAUACCCGUUCCUCCUGAAGUCGUUCAGCACAGCGAAUUCGAAGCCUUAAUACCGCCUGCGCCACCAGACGAUCCGCCUGUAGAAAUAAGAGAUGGUUUGGAAGAGGAUGGUAAUGGCGAUGCACUCUAUGCGCCCACCUUUGCGUACUUUGACAGAAGCUUGGUGGGGCGGCAAGAAGACGAUUUGCUUCCGUUGAGCAAUAAUAAAAUGAUGGACAUCGAUAUCGCACCUAACACGACGAAGCGUUUUAUAUUCAAGAAAAGUCAACUGAGUCAGAGGUCAGUGCCGGAAGGUGUUCCGGUUGCGCGGGGAUUAGAGGAUACCGUAAAUGAGACUUUAGACGCAGAGGGCCAUUCGGGGGAGAAUACUUUGGUGAAGAGACAGGCUCAAAGUCGGAUCUGGAUAUCCGCGAACACUUGUCGGCAGCCCGUUCCAACCACGCCGAUUAUUUCCGAGUCUGUGGCUCAACUUACGCUGAAGGUCUGGACAUCCACGAGCAGUUCCGCAGCACGCCCUAGCGCCAGCAAUGAGGCAGUAGGCAACUCUACUACCUUCAGCAGCGGCCAUACCAAUUUUACGUUUUCGACUGACGAAGAUGUGUACAUGGAGGUUACAGCGCCGUCCCUUACCGAAGGAUGGGUUGGAAGCUGGAAUUUCGAGAUUGCUGCAUCUGUCGAUGAUGGUUACUACCACAACUACGACAACAGCACCAAUUUCAUUUACAUGGUCGACACUGACAGCGACUCCACUCUCUUCAUCACGCAUAACAUGACGGACUUCAACGACACUGACAAGGUGGCAAAAUGGAUUGAGGAACAUAAGGACGACAAUCUGCCAUUCGACAUCUAUGCAUUUCCAGACGAAGGGUGGAGCCCCAUGAUGGGAGUGGAGCGCUCAUACUGUGGCUUGAAGGAACAGUUCGAAACUUCCAAUAACCUGUCCGUGUUGUCGUCUAUCACUACUCAGUUUGGGCAAGGUUUGCCCAAGGGCAUGUUCAAUGUCCAAGGCCUGCAAACGUCAAUGAACUACACUGGCUUCCUAGCUCUAAACGGAACCUCGAAUAUGACCAUCGACGGCACCAAGACCCAAGGCGGCGGCCUCGUCUUCAAAUCCUUUCAAUGGCAGACAAAAGCCGGUAUGUCUCCCUUCCCCGUUUCCACCCCAACGUCGACUAACACUCCCAGACGACACCUGCCAAGUAAUCUUCGGCCUAGAAGAAUGCUCCACCGUCGCCUACGCCGUCCCCUCCUCCCCCGAAUGGAAAAAUAA
This is a messenger RNA of Didymosphaeria variabile, 1389 nucleotides long. RefSeq lists its product as uncharacterized. Gene Ontology annotation, biological process: calcium ion import across plasma membrane. Bases 1 to 1389 code for a protein of 462 amino acids. Gene Ontology annotation, molecular function: calcium channel activity. The transcript is spliced from 2 exons. Lineage: Eukaryota; Fungi; Ascomycota; Dothideomycetes; Pleosporales; Didymosphaeriaceae. The record is from RefSeq and is a predicted model, not a curated record.